Molecule: messenger RNA, 3975 nt
Organism: Megalops cyprinoides (Indo-Pacific tarpon)
Lineage: Eukaryota; Metazoa; Chordata; Actinopteri; Elopiformes; Megalopidae
Gene: ulk4
Product: unc-51 like kinase 4
Exons: 39
Coding region: 91-3975 (1294 amino acids)
Biological process (GO): protein phosphorylation
Molecular function (GO): protein kinase activity; ATP binding
Source: RefSeq, a predicted model, not a curated record
UAGCUGUUUCCGGUUGUAAACUGCGCGGACUGUGGCAGUUCGAAACAAAUGAAAUUUGAAGACUGCCGCAUUUGAGCACCGUGCGGAAAGAUGGAAAACUUCAUUCUCUACGAAGAGAUUGGAAGAGGAAGCAAGUCGGUUGUGUAUAAGGGGAGGAGGAAAGGAAGCAUUCACUUUGUGGCCAUCAUCUGCUGUGACAAGUCAAAGAGGGCUGAGAUCACCAACCAUGUGCGACUGACCCACAGCAUCAAACAUGAAAACGUGGUUUCUUUCCAUGAAUGGUAUGAGACCAGCAACCAUCUGUGGCUGGUGGUGGAACUGUGUACAGGGGGCAGUUUAGAGGCAGUCAUCUCUCAGGAUGAGUGUCUGUCUGAGGAUGUCGUGAGGGGUUUUGCCAUGGAUCUUGUCAAAGGUCUGAAGCACAUCCAUGGUUCUGGCAUCAUCUGCAGUGACAUCACUCCUGCCAAGAUCUUGCUGGAUGGCCCUGGCACUCUGAAGUAUUCCAACUUCUGCCUGUCCAAAGCAGAGGGAGAAAACCUGGAGGAGUUCUUCCAGUAUGUGCUGUCAGAGGAAGGAGGGGGUGGAGGAGGAGGAGGAGGGGAGGGCGGAGAAACCACACCCAGAAAAAAUAUCAAGAACCGAAUCCAAGGGUCUCCAAUGUAUUCUGCACCAGAAGUAGUUCGAGGAGAGGAAUCGAGUGUUGCCAGCGAUAUCUGGGCCCUGGGCUGUAUAUUAUAUGAGAUGUUCACAGGAAAGCCACCAUUUAACUCACACAGUUUAUCAGACCUGAUUGAGCUCAUUCUACAUGAAGACCUGCCCUCUCCAAGGCAAAAGGGCACUGCUGGUUGCAAACCUUCUCCAGAGUUUGAGAGCCUACUGAGGAGUCUGCUUCAGAAGGACCCAGACAAGAGGCUGAACUGGGAUCAGUUACUUACUCACCCCUUCUGGAGAGGAGCAUUUUGCGAGGAGCAGACCAGCGAGGAUGAGGGGGCGUCAGACAGCUCCAGUGUGGAGCAGGGUGGGGUUUGCCCCUCCAGCCAGGCAUCACCAGGCAACCCGGCCACAGUGACCUCGCAGGGACCAGCAGAGGCGAGAGAAGGGGUGGGGUCAGCCAGGGACAGCAGCCAAGCUCUCAACAAGUCUUUCAGAUUAGACAGUGUGGCUGAAAUUAGACCAAAGAGCGCAUCUGACAGUGAAGCCAGAGAGUCCAUCUUUCUCCUCAGCUCCCGUCCAACUCCAAGAACCAGCACUGCUGCAAGAGACACAAUACCGAAGGCACCUCGAGCCCAGGGGAACGUUUAUAUUGGUGGCCCAUGGGAUGUAACUGCCUGUGUCAAGGAGCUGGUCUACACUGACAGUGACUUGAUUGUGACUCCAAUCAUUGACAACCCCAAGAUCACGAAACCUGCUCCAGUAAGAUUUGAUGCUAAAACAUUGGCUGUCCCUGCACAUUCAGCUGAUAAACUGUCCUCUCUGAGUCUGAAAGACUGGAGCGCCUUUGUGCAGCAGCUGUGCUCUGUGCUGGAGUCGGGUGAUCGGCUGGGCGAGAGGGCGAAUGAGAGGCCGGGUGGGGCGGCGCGCUCCAAGCUCAACUUGCUCUGCUAUCUGUGCACCAUCGCCGCACACAAGGACACAGCCACCCGGCUCAUCAAUUCCCCACUGCUGCCGUUGUUGACCCAGCACCUCCGCACAGCUCCUAAUUGGGAUGUGAGGACGAAGGUGAUGCGUGUUCUGGGGCUAUUGGCCUCACACUGUGUGGAGCUAAAGGAUGAAACGCCAGUGGCAGAGGCUGUGAACACCUUCACAGAGCUGGUCAGGGAGAACUUUAGGAACACAAAGCUGAAGCAGUGCAUGCUGCCGCCACUGGGGGAGCUGCUGUACCUUCUCGCCAGCCAGGAGAAGAGAGAAGAGAGCCCGGGAGGAUUGUGGGCUGUUCCUGCCGCCGCCUACACGGUGAUAACGAGGUGCCUUCGGGAAGGGGAGGAGCUGGUGGUGAACCACAUGGCUGCCAAGAUUGUGGAGAACAUCUGCACCACGGUAUCGCAUCAUGCCCAGUGCUUCAUCACAGGCGAGAUUGGCCCUAUACUGUGGUACCUCUAUACGCAUUCCACCGUGGAUUCACUGAGGGUCACUGCCAUAUCGGCCCUGUGCAGAAUCACCCGCCAUUCUGCCAGCGCCUUCCAGAGCGUGAUCGACAAGGUGGGGCUGCCGGCCAUCCUGAGCAGCCUGGCGUCUGGGAUCGGCCGCGUCCAGCAGCACAUGCUGACCAUGUUCGCCGCCAUGCUGGCGUCUGGUGCUCACUUGCACCGCCUCGUCCAGGAGAAGGACUUAGUGACGAAGAUGAUCCGGUGUCUGGAGAGUCCGUCCGCAGUGAUCCGAGCGAAGGCCUUCUUGGUGCUGGUCCAGGUUCUGAUCAACAAUCGUGAGAUGCUGCUUCUGUGCUGUAACUCAAGGCUGGUGAUGUACAUUGAAAGAGACGUCCGAAAGGCCACGCCGGGGAGGGAACAACAAAGCAGCAAUGAAUACCUGUCAAAAUGCCUGGAUGUCCUCAUCCGUCACAUUGUGCAGGAGCUGCCAGGCAUUCUGGAAGACAUCCUGUCUGCACUGGGGAACAUCGUGGGUCGCAAACAUCCAUCAACCGUCCAGGCCAAGCAGCUAAAGCAGUGCCUGCCGAUGAUGGGUGUCGUGCUGCAUCUGCUCACCUCGCAGAUAUUCAGGCCGCAGGUGGUGACCGAUGUGUUCCUUUUCAAAUUUGGGGCACUACUGAAUCAUGUCACAUCUGUAGAUUCCUAUGGGACCAGCCUAGAGAGAGCAGUAGGACAGACAGCAUCCGAGGAGCUGAUCAGGAACACUCUGUCGGCCGUGGAAGCCAUUACCCAGCAUUCUUCUCUGCUGACACCCCAUCACUCUACUGUUGUGGAUUCCAUUCUGCCUCCUUUGGCCUCCCUGGCGUUCAGUAAAAACGUGGAGUGGCGGAUCCUCAGCCUGCGGGUGCUGUCGGAGAUCACUCUGCUGCUGCUGAGCCAGGAGGCUGUGGAGGAGGGCGGGGCCUGCACCUCGAACAGACUGCUGUCGCUCAUCACCGAGGCCCUGCUCCCACAGUAUGAGUCCCUCCUUCUCGAGCCUGAUCCAGUCCCAGCUUAUGCUCUGAAACUUCUGGUGUCUCUUACGGAACACAGCUCACCUGUCAACAGGCUCAUCGAAGAAAGCCGUCUGCUACCUGCCAUCUUCCAAGUCAUCUCGGAUCAUCAGAGCAACCUGCUGGGCAGCACCAUGCAGAAUGCUGCCGCUCUCCUCAGCAACCUGACUGGACAAAGGGAUGCUAAUCUGCAGCCGUUCUAUCAGGAAGGUCUGGUGGAGGUUCUCCAUAAUGUCCUGAUGGAUGUGGGCAUGCAGUACCUGGUGGAGGAAGAGCCGGCCAGGCUGAAGGGCAGCAGCGUGCUGCUGUCGUUGCUGGAGGUCUUGCAUAACGUUCUAAAGAGCACUUCCGCUGUGGUGCGGCAGGCUCUCCAGGCUAAAAAAUAUUACGCUGGAGUGGACACCCAGGCUGCAGAGGGGCUCCUGCUCAUCAACAAGCCACUGACUGACUUCAUCAGCCUGCUUAUUCAGAUGCUGCCGAGUGGCGAUGCAGAGCUGUACGAGGAGGCGAGCCAGUGUCUGUCUCUGCUGGUGCAGCUGUAUGGGGGGGACAGCCCUGACUGUCUGUGCCCUGAGAACCUGCUCAGCCUGGCUGGAGUGCUGGAGAUGCAGCCCCACCCCAAACAGCAGAGGCUCCUCUUGAGGGUCAUUAAACGACUGAUCACCUCCAGGGAGAACAGCAGCGGCAACCUGCAGGAGGUGGGGAGCAAGCUAGUCUCAGUCCUACAGAGACUGGCUCAAUCGGCCAGUCAGGUCAAAGUGAAGCGAUCAUGGUCCCACGCUGAUGUCACUGUCACUUCACUUGCAUCGGAGAUACUGAAAGCCAUCGGGUGCUAG